Messenger RNA from Cryptomeria japonica (Japanese cedar), 351 nucleotides. RefSeq lists its product as uncharacterized. Lineage: Eukaryota; Viridiplantae; Streptophyta; Pinopsida; Cupressales; Cupressaceae. The transcript has a single exon. The coding region runs from base 1 to 351 and encodes 116 amino acids. The record is from RefSeq and is a predicted model, not a curated record.
AUGAUGCAUGAGUUCUCUGCUUAUUUUGUGCCACGGAUAUUACAUCCAGUGGAGAUGAUUCUCUCUUUUGAUGAUGAUGAGGAUGAGCAGUUGGAGAUGCGAGGGGAUUUGGGACACAGAGAGGAUGUGGGGGAGGAUAUAGAGGAGGGAGAUGACAAAGGAGAUGAUGAAGGAGAUGGGAGAGGAGGUAGUAGGGGGAGACGGGGAGAUAGAGGAGGAAAUGGGGGGAGAGAUGGGAGAAGGGGUGGAGAUGGGAGAGGAGUUGGAUUAGUCAAGGGCGUAGUUGGUGAGAGAGGGAGGGGAGGUUUAGAAGUUGGAGUUGGUGGAGUUGGUCAGGAUAGAGGAGCUUAG